GAGUUUUUGUUGUUUUGACGUUCCAAGGUCACGGCCGUUGGAGUCGUGGGGUGUUGUUGGCCACCACCAUAUCUGGGGUUGGUCAUGUCUGUGAUUAUGGGGAAAGAGGCGAGUUUGGAUGGAUUAGAGUUUGAUGGCGACACAGUUCUGUGCAGGGUGUGCGGCGAUAAAGCAAGUGGCUUUCAUUAUGGAGUGCACGCGUGCGAGGGUUGCAAGGGUUUUUUCCGGCGGAGCAUCCAGCAGAAGAUCCAGUACCGGCCAUGCCUGAAGAACCAGCAGUGUAACAUCAUGAGGGUGAAUCGCAACCGGUGUCAGUACUGCAGGCUGAAGAAGUGUAUAGCUGUAGGAAUGUCCAGAGAUGCGGUGAGAUUUGGAAGAGUACCAAAGAAAGAGAAGGCGCGCAUCAUUGAACAGAUGCAGAAGUCCAAUCUGGCAAUGGUUGCCACGGCGAUGACGUCAGUGCUGAGUCAGCAAGAUCUUGUCCAGUCAGUCAUCCUUGCUCACCACCAGACCUGCGACCUUGGGCCACAGAAGGUCAAGGUCAUGAGGGAUAUAUCUCUGCUGCAGAAUGACUACGUCGACUGCCCGGCUCAGAUGGCCUGUCCCUUGAAUUUCAACGCGGGAUCUGAUAACACGGAUAAUCAGGAUUGGACAGAUUUCUCAGAGUUCUUUGCCCCUGCCAUUAAAUCGGUGGUGGACUUUGCGAAGGCUAUCCCAGGAUUCCUGCUACUGAACCAGGACGACCAAAUUACUCUGCUAAAGGCUGCCACAUUUGAAGUUCUGCUUGUUAGACUGGCCUGUUUGUUUGACACGGAAUCAAACACGAUGAUGUUUGCAAAUGGAAAACUGUUCAGACGACAAACAACUGGGCUGUCUACCAGCGUCGGCUUCCUUCUCGAUUCCAUGUUUGACUUUGCCGAGCGCUUCAACAAGUUCAACCUGACCGACGAGGAGCUGGCUCUCUUCUCUGCUGUAGUUCUACUGUCCCCAGAUCGUCCUGGCCUGCGCCAGCUAGAUCAGGUGGAGAGGAUCCAGAGCAAGUUGACAGAGAGCCUUCAGAACAUGGUGAACACCAACCACCCUGAGGACAACACUCUGUUUGCCAAGCUACUCAUGAAGACUACCGACCUACGGACACUUAAUACUCUGCAUUCAGAGAAGACCGUCGGCCAGGGUGACAAGGGAGAAGAUUUAGACCAGGGGGAGGGGGACGGCAGAUCAGGUGAUUCCACGCCUACAGACUCGAUGUCGUCAGUGACAACAUACAACUCGUGUUCCACACAAGACAUUUCCAUGUACGACAGCAACAACUCUCUAAUCCACCCAUCUGUGAGAUACCCCGACGCAAGCGGCAGUCAGCCUGCGCAGGUUGUUCUGAAGACGCCGUAUGGAACUUUCUAUCGCGAGGACACAGGCUACUACGGCAUGGUAUCAGACCAGCCGCGGCGCAGGUGCCAUACGUUGGACCGAGACUCGCAGAUCUCACGCCCUCGACUUCACACUAUCGAGGAAGGCUCACGUAGACGCUACACCAUGGACCGAGAUUAUAUAUCAAAAGUUGUUGGCAAGUUGAGUGACAGGCUCGAGUCACGUACUCACGUGAAUAGCAUGCCAUGCUCUGUGAAUAACUCAAACGCUUCAUCUCCCUUGCCUAUCCUGGAAGAGCAAUACUCGUUCAUCAACAGAAACUUCAUCCCGAUUUCCACGCCAGAUUCCAGUGCAUGCAGUUCAAGGACGAGUCCGUCACACCCAAUACAUAAAGACAUGCUUCAGCCGUUUGUUUCCUCGCCAAAUUCACCGUCCCGGCCCAGGUCUGAUUCCUUCGGAGCGGAGGAUGCGUCUCAAAUGCGACCGCGCUGUGCCAGUUUCCACGUCAACACGGAUACUGUGAAUGGAGUGCAUUCGCGGCAAUAUGGAACCAUGGAACACGAGUACCUCAGCCCGGAUGGACAGACAUAUCAAAUGCCGGCAGAAAUGCGGCGCGGGAGCGUGGGGGCGUCUUAUAAUCUUCACGCGAAGAAGAAGUCCCUUCUGGUUGACAGGCAUCCAGCCUACCUAUCUCAGCUCCCCGAUGCAGCCUUGUUCAGAAAGAUGGAUAAGCAGAGGUCACCCCUGGCUCAUGAAGACAUGCAGAGGCAGAAACUUCCAAUGAGUAACGGAAGUGCCUUUGACCCUGUGUCCCAUCUGCGUGUGCCCCUGGCUACCCCCUGGGGCCACAACCUGGGGAGUCGACAAGAGGCCAUGGAGCCCCCAAAACUCUCUGUCACCGCCCCGGCUGAGGAUUCCCUACCUAUACAGGGAGACAACUCCGUGUGGGACCGGGCUAGGAUGAACGACAGAGUUACUUGCCCUUAUAGUAACAGAGCGUCCAAGUCGCCGGAGGCACCUCCAAGUGAGGAGAUUUUCCACAAAAAGUUUGACAAGUUCAGAAAAUUGAUGCCCCCGCAGGCCGGCACUGAAGAGACGAAACAGAUGGAGAAUCUGAGCCUGAACGAUGACAGGAUGCAUGGCGAGGUGAUGGUUGUAGAUGGGGAGGACGAAGGAGAGAUGAAGGGGAGCAGUUUUAGAGGUUCCACAGCUGAGCAAAUCCGGAAGUCGGCUGGUGAGUCUCACCCCCAGCUUCUUGCCCAGCUGAAGUCGGCUGGUGAGUCUCACCCCCAGCUUCUUGCCCAGCUGAAAUCUGGUCCUCACUUUAUGCCUGCAGUGAUUCAUUCAGCAUUUCCAACGAUGACGGCUGGUCCGUCCCCGUUCCAGAAUGUUCAGCAGAAUCAUAUGUCGGCUACAUUAAUCAAACACGAAUCAUCUUCUGCCAGUCCCAGUGCAAUGGAAACAGAUAUGGUAAUGAAGUUGAAUGGGAGUGGCAGUUUCACCCCUGGUGGUAGCGUAGUUUUGUCUGUUCCACAGAAGCCCUACCCGGUCCACAGUCCCACAAGCAACGCCCAUAGCAAUCACCAUAGCAACGCUCCGCCCACUGGACAAUCUCUGAUGAGUAGCCACCCUUGCCUGCAAAACAUUCUCCACUCUGACAGUGGCAGCCUACAGAACAGAUCCGGGGAUGUGCACUUUCCCCAAGAGAAACUUCUGCUGACGACCGCAAUUACUGUCAAAGGGGGCGAGAUGCAACGAAAAGUUCCAAACUCUGAAGGGAUGGCUUCGCAUUCACAAUCUUCCGCCGCGAACAAAGCUGGGAAUGAUGAUGGCAAUAGUUUUAGGAACGGGCAUGCUCAAAGUGGAAUGUUUGGGGUCCGUUUAGGGCCUCGACCACCCAUGGAGGGUCACCCACCUUCCCAGGGGUUGGUGAAUCAGUAUCUCCUGUACCAACACAUGUAUCCGCAGAUUGAUCCCCAGCAAAUGCAGUCUGGGAUGGCGGCCUACAACAAACACCUGGCCAGUAUGCAGCAGAUGGUCUAUGGGGGAAAUCCAGCAAUAAUGCGCAGAAGCAGUGGCGGUGACCUUCCACUUAAUCUAUCUCAAGUGUCAGCGGCAAAUCAUAGUCCAGAGGAGGCAACUGAAAUGAUUAUGAAGAUCAAGGAAGAAGUGCAGUCUUAGUAACUUCCCUUUGUUAUAGGAAUUUUUUAAAGAUCGAAAUGUCAGCAAAGACUAAAUCACUUUUGUGGUGUUUGACAUAGAUGGUAAACAAUUAAGAGGCAUACAGUUGUAAUUCUAAUGAGAAACUUUGGAGCUGUUUUGAUUGCAAAGGGAGAAACUGUCAUUUUCAAUGUUCUGCAUGUGUGAAAGUGGAACAAGUUUUGAAAGACAAAAUACUUAUUGUGGUCCAAAACAGCGGGAUACUCAAUGUAGUGUUACAGAUUUGGCAGCUGCAAAAAGUUUAUCACUGAUAAGAAACAGUUAUUUUAAAAUCAUAGUUUAUUUUAGUUCGCAAAUUAUGUCAUUCUGCCAAGUAUUGUUUCUUAAAAUAAAAAAAGUAUACUCGUCACACUUAAUUAAAUGACUUAUCAUCAAACUGAUAAUUAAAUGACUUAUCAUCAAACUGAUAAUUAAAUGACUUAUCAUCAAACUGUUAAUUAAAUGACUUAUCAUCAAACUGAUAAUUAAAUGACUUAUCAUCAAACUGAUAAUUAAAUGACUUAUCAUCAAACUGAUAAUUAAAUGACUUAUCAUCAAACUGAUAAUUAAAUGACUUAUCAUCAAAACUGAUUUAUAAUGUGUAUGAUGU
This is a messenger RNA of Dreissena polymorpha, 4177 nucleotides long. RefSeq lists its product as uncharacterized. Bases 85 to 3549 code for a protein of 1154 amino acids. Lineage: Eukaryota; Metazoa; Mollusca; Bivalvia; Myida; Dreissenidae. Gene Ontology annotation, molecular function: zinc ion binding; RNA polymerase II cis-regulatory region sequence-specific DNA binding; nuclear receptor activity. The transcript has 12 exons. Gene Ontology annotation, biological process: cell differentiation; negative regulation of transcription by RNA polymerase II; positive regulation of transcription by RNA polymerase II. The record is from RefSeq and is a predicted model, not a curated record.